AUGGAGACUGCGACCGAGCACUACGCGAUUUCGGCGAUACACGCGCAGAUGGAGCAGCUUGGGGUUUUAGGGGCGGUGCCUUGGCUGGUACAUCUGCUCACUUGUAUCCCAGGGCUCAAUGGGCCCUACGAGAAAUACGCGAAAUACUGCAGCGAGAAAAUCAGUGAGAGAAGAUCGAAAUGGAGCUCGGAAAGCGACAAGACACCCACGGAUGUUAUAUCCUGGCUUUUGAAGGCAAUGGACGAAAACGACCGCUCCGCUCCACCGGGAGAUCAAGCCCUUGAAGAGGAAGGAAGACUAGUUAUUGCUGCUGGAAGCGACACUGUUGGAACUACUCUGGCCAACGCUAUGUUCUUUCUUGCCAGCAACCCUUCAGUCUACAAACGUCUGCAAAAAGAAGUAGACCAGGCAGCGGAAAAGAGUCCGGAGACGUUCAACAAUGAUAUGAUCGCACGCAUCCCAUACAUAGAGGGAAUCAUCAAGGAGACUCUUCGCUUGAAGCCCGUUGUGCCAAGUGGCAUGAGCCGAGUGACUCCGCCGGAGGGUUUAGAGAUUGAUGGAGAGUGGAUUCCGGGCAACACGAUCGUGGUCGUCCCGCAGCAUAUCAUGCAUCGAGACGAACGGUGCUUUGUGCGGCCAUUAGAGUUUUUGCCUGAGCGUUGGCUGGAGGAGGGAAAGGACUUGCUGCUGGACGACCAGGCCUAUUUUCCAUUCGUGAUCGGCCCUUAUGCUUGCAUUGGCAAGCAAAUGUCUUUGCUGCAGAUGCGUGGGGUCCUACGGCGCAUUGCGAUGGACUUUGAUGUCUCGUUCGCACCGGGUGAGGACGGCAUCGCGUUUGACACGGAGUUCAAGGAUACUUUUACCGUGACGUUACCGCCGCUUCAGUUGAUGUUCACAGAGCGAAGGAUUGGGAACUGA
Messenger RNA from Penicillium riverlandense, 918 nucleotides. RefSeq lists its product as uncharacterized. The transcript is spliced from 4 exons. The record is from RefSeq and is a predicted model, not a curated record. Gene Ontology annotation, molecular function: heme binding; iron ion binding; monooxygenase activity. Lineage: Eukaryota; Fungi; Ascomycota; Eurotiomycetes; Eurotiales; Aspergillaceae. Bases 1 to 918 code for a protein of 305 amino acids.